AUGGAUUAAGAAAGAAGACGAAGAUGGAUUUAAACUCAAUAGUAAAAGCUAGAUGAUAUCAGAUCUAGAAAACUUACUCCUACUCAUCAUCUUAGAAUUGAUAAUAUUAGAUUGAGUAAAACUGAAAAGAUGAUCUAAUUAAAAUAACCAUCAAUGUUAAGACAAUAAUCAACUAUGGCUAUAGAUGAAUAUAUUUCAAAAGGAGAUUGUAAACUUAUAUUUUUAUAAUAAUAAAAUGAAGACAUUGGAUUUAAAACAUUUACAGAAAUGAUGAAAACUAAUUCAAGUUGGUGGGGUAAAGCUGAUUAACUUAAUCCAAAUGAAUCUACACUUAAAAAUAGAUUAUAAUUCAAUUAAUUAUAAGCUAAUCAAUUUACAAAUUAAUUAAAUAGAAAAUGGACAAGCACAGUAAAUGAAAUUACAGAAUUGAUAAAUAAAUAAUAAGAAAUUUAACAUCUUUAAAAAGUUAAAAAAAUUAAAUUAAAACCAAAACCUAUACCAUAAGUAGAAGAAAAUGAAUAAAAUAAUGAUGAAAAUAAUAAUAAUAAAUAAUUUGAUACAUCCUCAACUAUAAUCAAAGUAUUUUGGUUCAAUAUUUAAAUAAAUGAAUGGAAACCAUCUGUUAGAGAAGGAUGUUCUCUCACUUAUAUUCCUUCUCUAAAUAAAGCAUAUAUGUAUGGAGGAAUAGGUAAUGAUUUAUUUAAAAAUGUCAUUGCUUUAAAUACAUAAACAUGGGCUUGGAGAGAUAUUGGAAUUGGUAAAGGAGAAGCACCAAAUGAAGGUAGAUUUGGACACACAGCCACUCUAUAUAAAUCAAAUAUUAUAAUCUAUGGAGGAGAAAAAAAGUUUAAUCAUCUUAUGAAGAUUAGAGAAUGUUAUAAUGAUGUUAGAAUGUUUAAUCCACUAGAAAAAUAGUGGACAUUAAUAAAAACAAGUGGAGAUGUCAUAGAAGGAAGGAGAAAUCAUAUAGCUUAAUGUGUUGGAAAAUAUUUUAUUAUUUUUGGAGGUCUUAAUCCUUAUGGUUAAGUAUUAAAUGAUGUUUGUGGCCUUAAUUUAGAAACUAAUAAAUGGUAUUAUUAUUAUUUUAUAGGCUAGGUCAGUAUUACAUUUAGAAAAUCAAUUUCUAGAAGGUGUGUCAGAUGCUGCAUCUGCUGCUUUGUUUAAUGGAGAGGUUAAAAUGGAAAAUCCUUAUUUUAGCUAUGAAUGUAAUAAGAAAAAAGGAAAGUAUUCUACUGUUAAUUAAGAGGGAAUAUAUGUAUUUGGAGGAAGAACUCAAAAUGGAGAAGCCUCAAAUGAUUUGAGACUCAUUUAAUUUGGAAUCAAACCUAUUAAGAUCAUUAAAUUAAAAACAAAAGUACUUGUUUGCCAUCAUUUUAGGGGUAAGUACCAAUUGCUCGAUAUUCUCAUAGUCUUAAUUAUUAUUAUAAUUUGAAUGCUUUAAUUGUAU
Molecule: messenger RNA, 1447 nt
Organism: Paramecium primaurelia
Lineage: Eukaryota; Ciliophora; Oligohymenophorea; Peniculida; Parameciidae
Source: the annotation of a GenBank genome assembly